Molecule: messenger RNA, 8706 nt
Organism: Gymnodraco acuticeps
Lineage: Eukaryota; Metazoa; Chordata; Actinopteri; Perciformes; Bathydraconidae
Gene: arid3a
Product: AT rich interactive domain 3A (BRIGHT-like)
Exons: 9
Coding region: 658-2316 (552 amino acids)
Biological process (GO): regulation of transcription by RNA polymerase II
Cellular component (GO): nucleus
Molecular function (GO): DNA binding
Source: RefSeq, a predicted model, not a curated record
GGCCGGAGCGUCUCUCCACGCCUCUCUCUCUCCGGCUGUCUGCUGCCUCAACCCGACACUCAAACUCUGAAAACACAAUUACACGCAAAAGACGAAUGCGUGGAUAUCAUGCAGUCACAUGAAACCACUUUAUUUCCAGCCGAUAAACACACGAACCUCCUCUCCUCUUCCUCCUUCUGGUGUUUUCCUCUCUGUGUGUAAUCGAGGCUGGAUUCAGAGACGGGGAAAACAGGAAUGUUUCUUCCGGUUUCAAAGAGUGUAAAAACCGAACGGAAGCCGAUGUGGUCUUUGUAGUGUAUCAGCACACUCUUGUCCUCCUACCUUCGCCUCCGCUACCUUUGCCUCAUUGACUGCUGUGCAACUCAGCCCUGCUGUCGGCUUUGGUUUCCCCCCCGACUGCCGGAAAAACCAUUGAGACAAGAGAGAGGCCUCUGUCUCUAGAACUGCAGUCGACCUUUCUGAGAGCUCUGCCACCCCCUCCUCCUCCUCAUUUCACUUCAUAACCAUAACCUGCAGCUGCCUCACCACAAAGAACGGUUGGCGAUUGCUCAGCAGAAGGAUCGACCGUUGUCCAGCGCCUGGCCCCGGACUGGUGCUCAUUCAUUGGGGGAGGGAGGGGAAGGAAGGCAGCUGAACGUUGUGCCGCUUUCCCCGGAGAUGAAGCUCCAGGCUGUCAUGGAAAACCUGCACAGGCAGCAGAGGGCCAAGCUGCUGAUGGAGCAGCAGCAGCUACAGCAGCAAGCCGCCGCCCAACACUCUCAGGUCCGCACCAUCGUUGGAGGAGGGGACGAGCCGAUGGGGAGCCCGGCCCCCGAGGCGGAGCAGGCCCAGAUGGCGGCACUGGCAGCCAUGCGUGCCGCUGCCGCCGGGCUGCAGAGGGUCUCGGACAGCCCCAUGUCAGACCGCAGCAGCGGUGGCGAGGACGAAGAUGACGACGAUGACAAUGAAGACCGGGAGGAGCAUUACAAGGACAUGAUGGGGUCAGAUGAGGAGGAGCAGAUCAAACGGAAAUGGGACGAGGAAGACUUCGAAGGCGAGAUGGAAGAAGACUUUGAUGACGACCUGGCGGAGGAGGGUCUGCCAACGGGCCAUGAAGCUGUGGCUCCAGGGAAGGGAAUCCUCCUGCUACCGCACCGUCAGCUCCACCCUCACUCUCAGCUGCUGAAGGCCCGGCCCAGCGUCGACCAGGAGCCCCGGGUAGCCAUCAUGCCCCCCCACGCCACACAAAGCCAUCUGAGCGGACAGGACCACGGAGAGUGGACCUAUGAGGAGCAGUUCAGACAGCUGUAUGAACUGGAUAGAGACCCGAAGAGAAAAGAGUUUCUGGAUGACCUUUUCAGCUUCAUGCAAAAACGAGGAACGCCAGUGAAUCGUAUUCCCAUCAUGGCCAAGCAGGUCCUGGAUCUGUACAUGCUCUACAGGCUGGUGACAGAGAAGGGCGGCCUGGUGGAGGUCAUCAACAAGAAACUGUGGAGAGAGAUCACUAAAGGACUCAACCUGCCUACCUCAAUCACCAGUGCAGCCUUCACCCUACGCACACAAUACAUGAAGUACCUGUACCCAUAUGAAUGUGACAAGAGGAGUCUGAGCAACCCCAAUGAGCUCCAGGCAGCCAUCGACAGUAAUCGGCGGGAGGGCCGGCGGCAGAGCUUUGGCAGUUCCCUCUUCACAUACUCGCCCAACGGGACCCCUACAAUGCUCUCCUCGCCCAAACUCCCAUCAGCCAGCGUUGGCCUGACGAUGGGCACCAACGGAGCCUCGCUGAUCCAUAACCACAAGAUCAAGCAAGAAGAGGACGUAGGCCACUCACUGAUGGGGCUCAGUAUGGCUCGUCUGUCAGCGGGGGCGCUGCAGGGGAACACGAUGGGGGUGAUGCAGGCGGCGGCCGCUCAGGCGACAAUGGCCGCUCAGAUGGCGGCUCUGGAGCAGCUCAGGGACAAACUGGAUGCCGGAGAGCCACCAGAGAAGAAGAUGGCGCUGCCGGCAGAGGAACACCAACGACUGCUGCAGAGAGCGCUGCAACACAACCUGCUGGCCAUGACCGCUCAGUUACCCAUGAACAUCCGCAUCAACAACCAAGAGAGCAGGCAGAACUCGGCCCUGAACCUCACCACCAACGGCACAGGCAGCAUCAGCAUGUCAGUGGAGCUCAACGGCGUGAUGUACACCGGCGUUCUUUUUGCUCAGGCAGCAGCAGGGGCAGCUUUGUCCGGUGCAGUCGGAUCGUCCGUCUCCAACAAGAUGGUCAGCAGUCGUGUUGCUCCAGCGCAGCACCAGAACACACCUACCUCAACCUCAAGCAACCCGUUGUCUUAACAAACCCCAGCCUUUUAUUUUUUUUACCACGCUAAGUAAAGCCAAAAAUCAACCUCAUUUUCUACAUAAUCUAUGCCAAAAAGAGAAGAACCAUAAACUGUACAGAGACUCAAACUGAAACUCAGAUCACUUGAAUUACACUAUCUCAGGUUUUCUCUCAUCAACUCACCUCUUUUGUUCUUCAUAGCCAAAAUUAUUUCGGGGAAAAAACAAAGAAUAUCUCAACUGAGAACCAGUAUAUGCUAAACAAAUAUGUAUGCACAAUCUGUGAAUUAUUUAUUUCUGCAUAAAUGUACAGAUUAUUGGAGAACAAAAGAGAAGGUAAUAACCAGGAAGGGUAAUGCACUGUUUACACACAAACACAGCUACUGAUUGACAGCAAUGUUUUAUCCUCUAGGGGUAGAUUCUUUUAUUUUAUUUUAACUUUUUGUUGUUAUUGUUAUUCUCUUUACUGUGUUUUAUCAUUUAAUUUUAAAUCUUUAACAAUCCUCUCACUGCAGGAAAAAAAUAUAUUUAGAAUUAUAUUAAAAAAAAAAAAGAUAAUAUGAAUAUUCUCUAUUUUUAAUCAGAAAAGCUUUUAAGGUAUAUGUUUUCUUCAGGGCAUAUAACAAUGUACCAUUGUGACCUCAUUUUGUGUAAAACCUUUUUCGCAAGGCAGCCAUUUUGGAUCUCUAUUAGGGAGAUUGCGGUCACUCCUGUUGUGUACCGAGAUACACAUCAUAUUAGUGCACAGAUUCUCCAGUGAAACAAAAAUGUAAAACGCAUCUCAAGAGUGGUUACAAUGCUACAUAGCUAAUGAAUGCUCUGAAGCUGUCAUGCUUCUCCCGUUACAGCUGGAUAAUGUUUUUAUCUAAAACCUGCUUGUUGACAUGAGGCCAGUUUAAUGUAUACUGUAUCUGUGCCAAUCUUGCAGGUAUUUUGUGAGUUAGCUUUGAGUUCAAAAUGGCUGUUUUGUAAGAGUAAGGUCAGUUCUGCAGGCGGGGAUAUGAACUCUUAGCCUUUCUUUUACCCUCGCCGCAGCUAACACGCUGGACUUUCGGAGCCUCAGUAGCGUCCACAUAGACUGUUGCUGUUCGGGGUUCAGAUUGUAUGUGAAUAAUAACUAUUUUCGACUGCUCUCAGGUGUCUGAUGCUCAUCGCUUUGUACAAUAUCUUGACAAAGCCAGAGCAAUGCUUUUCAACAUCUUUCUCUGCAGAAAGAUCGAUUUUCAUCUUCUUGUUUUUCUUACUUGGCCUUCUAGUGAAGUGAUUGUCUUAAGGUCAUAUGCAUGCCUGUAUUUGUAGAUGAAGCCUUUCAGCGAUCAGGAAUGAGGCAGGAAAACUGUGGUUUUGUGAGUCGUGUAUCCACUAAAUCCCUAUCAUUGUGGAGACACUUACAUGGACAAUCAGGUGUUAUUUUAGCUUAAAUCUGAUUUGUUGUUGUUGUAUUAUAGUUAACAGAUGCUUUUAUUUUUAUUUCAGCUUUGUGUUUUGCAUGACUUAGUGCUUCUUCUGAUCCAAGUCCUUCUAAUCCUGUGCUGUGACAGGGACCAGGUCUCCUUGAGACUGGCUGUCAAGGAUAUUACAGAGAAUGUCUUGUGAUCCUUUGACUGUUUUUAGAUGUUGUUUAAUUAGGGCUUUGACAAUGUGAUCUCAGAGGUAAUUGUAGCUGCAGCUGAGCACCCGCUUGUGUCUUAGUGUUUCUAUCAACACUUGCUGCAGUGAGAUUUGUAAAAAGUUAAAUCCGCCAGUGAAGAUACCAUAACAUUCAUGUAAAGUUGUGUUUUUGCCAUUUAAAGUAGAUCAAUCAUUCAGCUUUUAGAAUUGUAACCUGUGCUACCUCUCUGGACUGUUAAAUAUUGUUACUCUACUCCCACCAAAAGCAGCCUCAUUCCUACUGACGUUAGGAAGUAAAUCAGGCUUUGUAUGUGGGUUCUGUUCUAAGGCCUUAACACAGCAUGAGAGGACCAGAGAGUCAGCAGUACCUCCGUCCAAUCACUUUUUACUGUUCCAGUCAAAUAUCACCAGAUGGCUGUUGCGGCUUUGAUUUUGGACACGCCCCUCAAUGGGAAAUCACCACCAGCUGCUACACAAACAGACUAGUUUUGAAAAGUACUCUCCAUUCUCUGACCGCCAACAACUCUCUUUCAGAGUCACAUACAAUAAUUAAAUGUUGUCUUUAAGAUGGUAAAAUAGUGAGGAUUGUCUUUUGUCAAAGGUAGAGCUGGAAGCAGAGACAGGAUCUCAUUGGUUGAUCUCAACGAAGUGGAAAACCACAGACUUUAUUUACAAGCCUUUUUGCCUUUAUUAAAAAUAAACUAACUGUUGACAUGACCGAUGAUAAUGAAUAUUCCACUUUUACUCCGUCAACAUUUUGAAAUGUAAGCUUUUCUUUUGAGCAUGCCUCUCUUUCUCAGUUUGUAUUCAAUGAUCUUAAGCUGGCAAAAUACCAUGUGUUGCAAACUGCAGAAGAUCCCAAAUUGGGACGCAUAUUCUACAUUUUGCUGUAUGCGUAUCUGAUGCUAAAAGGCAGAAUAAUAGCACAGUCAAACAUGUCUAAAUCGGAAAUUGCUACAUUGGGAAUAAGGCUUAGUGACCAAAGAGUAUUACGGGUCAAUAGUGUCACCACCUACAGGAAGAAAGUGCUCCUGCUGCAUAGUUUCCGUUUUGCUUGUCAGUGUUUUUGAGGUUUACAUUUGUGCACAAUGGCAUCUCAGCUCCCCCAGCCAAGGCCUUGCAACACACACAAUCACGCACACACACUACACAGGACUGAGGCAGAGGACGCUGGGGUCGUCACACUAUAAACAGACGUUUGAAUAACAUUGGAGAAUUAUGCGGCUCACUAACCUUUAAUGGCUAUUUAAUAAUAUUGUGUCCGCAUGUGGCUGUUUGGCAUUAACUGUUAGCUGUUAAUCAUAAAUACAAAAUAAGAAAAGUAUAGUUUGACUACUCAAUAGCAAAAACUUUGUAUUUCAAGUGUGAUGAGAAAGCUUGUUUGAAAUGCAAAAACCUCAAACACUCAAAAACGCCUUUUCGCACUAUUAUCAGUCUAAUGCUACUCUUUAGAUCCAACCAACUACAGUCAACUCAACAGAUGAAAUCAUUUUUAGAUUAAGAUUUUGGAUAAGGAAUCAUAGCCCAUGAUUGAUUAAUGUUCUGGUUCUUUAUGUAGAUUUGUCACAGAUGAAUUUGUAUUCCUACAGUACAAAUGUACAUAUCAAACAGGCAGUGCCAUCUGGCUUCUUCUUAGCAUGCAGCAGGCAUAUCUGAUGUGUGUCUUUAUUCUCCGUUAUUGUUUAAGAUAUGGCUAUUGAAUUAUUUAUAUGCAUAGCAAGCUCAAUUACCAAUAUUUUAGAGCAUCAAAAAAGUUUGUUUGAUUCCAGAAAACUGGAGAAAGUAGAUUUAAAUUUAAGUAAAGGCUUUUUCACCAGCUACCUUAUAACUUUUAUAGGGAUAAAGUAUGAUGUCAAGAAUUCCCAUUCUGGUCUUAACUCAGUUUUCAUUACAUUACAUUACAUUGCAUUUAGCUGACGCUUUUAUCCAAAGCGACUUACAAUAAGUACAUUCGACCAGGAAGACACAACCUUUCAGUUAGUUUCUCCUCGAUUCCCCCGUUAAGGCAACUGUUAAUUUCAUAGAUUACAAUGUAAACUGAUGUUUUUACUUGGUCAAUUUGGUAACACGCAGAAGUCUCAGCAUGCCUCUCUCUCUGCGUGAGUAGCAGAUGUCACAGUUACUGGUGAUGGCUGACAAUCAAAUAGAGACAUGCUGUGGUUGAAAGCAUUAGUGUAGGGGGGAGGGCCGCUCGAGAGAGCACAAUUAAAUCAAUACUGAUCUAAAGGAUCAACUGCUUUCUUAGGUUUUUGACCCUAUGACCUUUUGACCCCCGAGGCAACAUUCAGGCACCUGCCCCCUUCAAUGGAUCCAUGUUUAUCGUAUAAAUCUAUUGUCUCCCUCUCUGGGAUAUUUGCAUAUGAACAGUGGAGGUACGGCAGCUCUCUGUCUUUCUUUCUGUACUGUAUGUGCACGGCAGGUCUUGCGUGGUAGCGACAAUCAGGAGACAUUAACACUGUAUACCUCCAAACACUCUGACAUCCCUUCAACCACACAGAGCCCGCUUCUACCUCAAGAAUAACAAAGCCUUGGCUUCAGCCAAAACAGACUUUUCAAGGUUGUGUUCAAGCAGAAAAACCUCAUCAAAACGAUAUUGAUGCUGGUUAUUAAGUACUAUGAAAGAGGUUGUAAUGACCACAGACAAUACGAUAUAAGAUAUAACUUUUGGUUAUGCAAGGGAAGUCAGAGAUGUUAGUACAGUUCAGGGUUCAGUUCAAGCUUCAUCUUCUUUACUGAGCGCUCCCCUCAGUGGAAGGUUUUGUUAUGACGCACUAUCAGUUCACAUUUCCUAAAGGGAAAGGCAAAAAAGGUCUGAGCUAAGGCUGUGAAGAUUUAUUGUCCUUCAUUGUGGACAUUUGCUGCAAACAAAGGACAUAUUUAAGUGUUAAUUUCUUCAUUUCACUACUUAGGGUUUUCUUUUUUAAAGUGACAAGGCCUCAUCACUGGACACAUUAAGGCUCCACUGAAACAAACUAUUUUAGAGGCAUUUAAUUACAGAAUGUGUUUACUUAUUUAAACCAGUAAACAAUCAAUAAUCAAACAUCUUGCUUGUUUCUCUUUGCUGGGGUCAAACAGGUUUCUCCAUAAUUUACAAAACAUUGGAGCAAAGUAGCUGUGAAAACUAUAUCAGUCUUAACUCUGUUCUUUACCAGAGUUUGUUCUGAGUCUGGAGAAGAAUUUCUAUCAGGUUUUAUGGUCAGACUGGUAUUUAUUUCUGAAUGCUACCAGCUGCUUUUUAUGUGUCUGUAGCCGCUUUGUUUUCUUUCUUCCUUUUGACAAAGUUAUAUUAUUGUGUGGUUAUGCAGUUUAAACGCUUGGGUUGAUUUCAAAAAGUCUGCUUGUUAGGUGCAUUCAUGUGCUGUUAUACAGAUCAGGAAAACAAUAACCCCGCCGGACUGAUUUUCAUCUCACAUUUUUUUUUGUCUUGGUGUUUGAUUUCCAGUCAAUCCAGGAAGGUCGUAAAUGUAGUGCUUUACAUGGGCUGACUCCCAAUCAGCACAAGCCCCUGCAGUCUCUUGUGGUUGGCUUGCUCGCUCUGUCAUAACUUUCAAGUGUUUCACCUUGAAAUAGUGCUGCUUUUAUUCCCACCAGAGCCUAGCUAAAGAACGUCUUGAAACCAGAGUGUCUUGCAUGGAAAACGAAAACUCUUGGCUCUUGUUCCCACAUGUUGCUGACAUGGAAAUUCUGCUGGAACAUUUACGGGUUAAGGUGCAUGUGGGCUUUGGGGGCUUUUGACUCAACAUCACCACUGACUUUAUCUCCAUCAGGGGGACUGUGGACAAGGAAAAUUAGAAAUAACAAGAUGCCUUCUGCUGUGACAAUUGUUGUAUGAAAUAACCUGUAUUACUAAGAUUCAUUAAAUAGAAUAUGUCUGAAAUAUGGCUUUUUAGGGCUAUGCAUUAUAUCAUGUUCCACUACCUGUUCUUUCUUUGCUUUUUUUUGGAUACGCUAUAGCAAACCCGGCACACCGAGAUUACUUUUAGAGCAAAUUUAUUAAUAUAAUGAUGAUGAUGAUUAAUAAUGGGAUUAUUUUAGGGAAGCAUGUGAUGUGUGUGUGUGGGCUUCACGUGUCUUCAAGUGAACUGAAACAGGCUAUUGUGUCUUACAACUUCUCAGGAAAAUCUACCUCUACCUCCAGUUUUAUGCAUUUAACCCAGUUUAAGUUACAGUUUAGUGAAAGAGGACGUGAGAGCGGACCCAGGUCUGAAAUAACUCCAACAUAGUAUAGUACCUAAUAUAGCUCAUAAUGGCACACCUAAGAGUGUAUUACAUCAAGUAUUGUGGUAUAUUUUUAUCCAUUUCCUGGCUGUUAACAAAUACUCUCAGAAAAUAUAUUUAUCACCCUGGUGGGUGCGUGAGAGGUUUAUUUUGGAAUCUUGGGUCUUUCUCCGUCUCUCUGAUUCUCUCUGUGUUACAGGUUGGUAACACUUUAGCUUAUUUGAGCAUCAACAACAGGGAACCUCCAGUUCAACAGCUUACUAACUACUCAGUAAUACACAAUAAAGUACUGCUUUUAGUACCACUGUUGGUAUUGCCAGUCGUUUUUCAGUCUGUUCUAUUAAUGUGUGCUUAUUCCUCCUUUUUUAUAAAUGAUUUUUUUUUUUUUUUAAUGGGAUGUUUCCCGGUAACCACGGUAAUAGUGAAGUGGCGGCAGGCAAUGCAACAGUUUAUUUUUUGUUUUCUUUGUUUUUGAAGGGUGAAGAGCUAUUAUUGCCCAUUUACUCAAUAUGUGUUUGUGUGAAGACUUUUAUUUUGAAUCUGAAAUUAAUAAAAUAUCACCUCUCUUUAAUGUCA